AUGGUCUAUCAGAUACGUUGUGCCUUUUAUAAAAACGAACUGUUGUUCUUUCCACUCUGUCCUUUCUUUAGCUCACCUGCUAUCCUGCUUUCCAGAGCGGCCACCAUGGCAGGGGUCACUGCUCACAAGAUCAGUAAACACAUCACCUUCUUCGCCAAUGGUGUCGCUGGGACUCCCACGGCUAGUGUUUUACCUGCUCACCCUAAACCGAUACUGCUGUUGCUGCCAUCGCUGGGCUCCAGGCCGCAGGCCAUUGCCAAAUACUGUGAGAUUUACUUUCGCAUGGGCUUUGAUGUGCUCGUAGUGGAAAGUGAGGUGAGCCAGUUCUUGUGGCCUCGCUGGGGGUUGGAGUAUGGUGGUCGUGUGCUGGAAUUAUUAGAGAGCGAGCGCUUCUCACAGCGCCCUCUACUGGUCCAUGCUUUCUCCAUAGGGGGAUAUACCUUUGCUCAGGUGCUUGUUCAUGUGGCCAAAGACACCCAGCGUUACCAAGGCCUGACAAACAGAAUCAGGGGGCACAUCUAUGACAGCCUUGUCAUGGGAUCGCUGGAGCAUAUGGCCAACGGCCUGGGUAAAACUAUAUUGCCCCGGAUGGAAGGUCUCGUGAAGUCGGCUAGCCUUCUGUACUUCCGUGUCUUUAAACACCAGACGGUUGACUACUUCAAUUCAUCGAUCAGUGUUUUCUGGAACACUCCUGUGAUGGCGCCUGCUCUUUUCUUCUACUCUGAGAACGAUGCACUGUGUGAUUGCAAGAGCUUGGAGAAGAUGGUGGAGUUCUGGAGGAGCCGCGGCCAAACUGUGGAGAGCAAGAAGUGGAAGGAGUCUGUUCAUGCAGGUCAUCUGCGCACACACCCUCAGGAUUAUCUGUCCACGCUGGAGUACUUUGUGCAGUCUCUCAACAUGGUGCCUCUGAAGGCCAAAAUGUGAAUUUUGAAGGCUGUCAUCCGUCUCAUUAAAACAUCCAAGUUGCCUGAAGUGCCUGAUUUUAUUAUUACAUUGACAUUUUCAUGCUCUUUGUUCAAGUGGUAACUUUGGUCUUGCAAAAUCUGACUGUUUCUCAAACUUCUUCAGUCUGUUGAAAUAUUUAUGUAACUACAUGAAACCCUUUUCAUUCAAAAAUUCAUACCCAGUCCAAAAGAAGAAUCUGAGCUCCUUUUGAAGACUGUAGCACUGUUAUGUUAGGGACGUGCAAUACUUCAGUUAGGUUUAUUGCACUACAAUGUGAAGCUCUUGUACUUUGUCCAACAUCUGUUCGGACCUCAAAAUGACUUGACAUACAAAACUCUGUAUCAUUAUUUUGUUGUAGAUAUUUUUUUGCUAAACCGUAAGCACUUGAAUAACACUUAAACGUUUUUUUUCCCGACCUUUUGUUAAUAGUGAAUUAUAGUUUAUAUGA
Sinocyclocheilus rhinocerous is the source of this 1393-nucleotide messenger RNA. Its product is annotated as transmembrane protein 53. Gene Ontology annotation, molecular function: serine hydrolase activity. The coding region runs from base 1 to 924 and encodes 307 amino acids. The record is from RefSeq and is a predicted model, not a curated record. NCBI's taxonomy places the organism in Eukaryota, Metazoa, Chordata, Actinopteri, Cypriniformes, Cyprinidae. The transcript has 3 exons.